UACAUACUGACAAAAAUUUUAUCUACUGUAUAUUACACCAAACUAUUAAAUUAAUAACAUGUAUAAGAUCUAUGGUUGUAAUUUAAAACACAUAUUCGUCUUUCAUGCAAAAUAUAAAGCACUCGGAUGGCCUUUCGACAAUGCAAAUUUUCUGUCUUCCAUAAGGAAAUGUUAAAGAUGCUUAGGUUUGAAAACAUUCGUGUGGAAGAAGUACUAAAUGAGUUGCACAAAGCUGUUCAGGAUGCUUUAGUGCAGGAAACAGAUGCUUCUUCUGAUGUCUUGCAGAGCAUUUUAUUGACGCUGCUAUCUCUAAUUGACACUGUGAAGCGCAUAGAAGAUGUUAAUAAGCUGUUUUCUAAUCGAAUUUAUGAAGCAUUAAAAUUGAUGGAAGAGAUAAGGAACGGGAAGAAGAUUGUUGAGAGCCUUGGGUCAGGGAAAGCAUGCUGUCAAUGCUUUACAAUGGCUCCCCCUCGCAGUAGGGAACUCAAAAACCUGUUACGUUCACUUGAAAUGUUAUCUGCUCUUGUACAAGAGCAGGAAACAAGUUCUGCAUUGAACAUUCAGGAAACUCUGCAUUGCGAAUGCUUCCCUGAGAUUAAACCGGACACCGAUGAUGAAGAGGAAAUCAUGUAUACUAAACUACUGCCAGAGCAUAUUGUUGGAUUCGAUUUGUUCCUUACUGAGCUAAAGCAGGAGUUGUUCAAAGAUGAACACUCAGUUGUUAUAUUGUCAGCGCCCGGAGGAUAUGGAAAAACAACAUUGGCUAAAUUGCUCUGUCGGGACAAACAAGUUAAAGACAAAUUCCGGAACAAUGUAUUCUUUGUUACCGUCAGCAAGAUGGGAAACCUAAAGGUUAUCAUCAAGCAAGUCCUUCAGCAGAAGCGUUAUCAGGUACCCAAGUUUGAGAGCGAUGAACAGGCAAUUAACUACUUGGAGGAAAAACUACUGCAGCUAAGACAUAAUCCUAUAUUGUUGGUUCUAGAUGAUGUUUGGUCUGGAUCAGAAGUCAUCAUUGAGAAACUCAAGUUCCAAAUGGGCAAUUACAAGAUUUUAGUGACAUCAAGAUCCGAGUUUUCAAGCUUAGGUUUUACAUAUAAAUUGCCAACUCUGAAAAAAGAAGAUGCUGAGGCACUUUUUCAGCGAUCAGCAUUCCCACUUAAUGAAUACUCUGAAAAGGAAUUAGAGGGAAUUUCUGCACUUGGUAGAUACAGUCGUCGAUAUGACUAUCAUGAUGAUCCAUAUGAAUAUCCACAACAUCUGAAAUCUUCCGCAUAUGAUAAACGUAGUCAAUAUGCCUAUCAUGAUUAUCCAUAUGAACACCUACAAUAUAAGGAAAUGAUGAGACCGUCCGCAUAUGAUAAACACAACCAAUAUGAGUAUCGUGAUCGUCGAUAUAAAUAUCCUCAACAUCAAGAAUUGGAGGAAUCUUUCGCGCACGAUGGAUUCAGUCAAUAUGCCUAUCUUGAUCAUCCGUAUAAAUAUCUACAAGAUAAGUUGCAAGUAGUGGAGGCCUGUAAUGGACUUCCGCUGGCCCUCACAGUGGUUGGUAAAUCACUCUGCAAACAGCCUAAAGCAGUAUGCAGCAAUAGAGGGAUAAUGAAGGAAUGCACUGAAGCUGGUUCAGUUGUCAACCUGAUUCCUGAUCCGCUUAAUUGUAUUAGAAGUUGUUUGGAAUCUUUGGAAGAUAAAACCAAGGAGUGUUACCUGGAUCUAGGUUCUUUUCCUGAAGGCCAGUUGAUUCCUGUCACUGCCCUCAUUGAUAUGUGGGCGGAAUUGUACGACUUAGAUGAAGAUGGCAUUUACAUUUCCAUACUCAACAAACUUACUGCCUUAGAUCUCGUUAAUACUGUUAUGAGGAAAUAUGCAAGCGAUGGCGAUGGCUGCUAUAGUGGCCACUUUGUCAUGCAACAUGAUGUGCUUAGAGAAUUGGUUAUUGAUCUUAAUAAAUCUGAACCUGUGCGAAAGAGGAAAAGGCUUGUUCUGGAAAUCAGUGGAAAUGAAUUUCCUGAAGAGUGGACAGAACAAACUGAAGAAACCAAAAGUCACGUUUUGUCGGUCUCCACAGAUGAAUCAUUCAUAUCAGGUUGGAGCGAUAUGCAAGUCCCUGAAGUCAAGGUUCUGGUCCUGAAUUUGCAGUCCACGACCUAUGACUUACCAGAGUUCUUGAAGACAGCGAAAGAGCUAAGAGCUUUGAUAGUCACGAGUUAUGGUUUUCUGCCCGUUGAAAUAACAAAUUUUCAGAUUCUUCAAUGCCUAACCAAUCUAAAGAGGAUCAGACUGGAGCAGGUGUUGGUUUCCUCACUUGGCUUUGAGACUGGACAAUUACUGUGUUUGCAGAAACUUUCACUAGUUAGGUGUGAUAUUGGUCAAGCUUUUAGCAACAUUUCAGAUGCCAUCCCAAAUCUAGCAGAGAUCACAAUUGAUUAUUGCAAUGAUCUGGCGGCAUUCCUUUCUGCAGUCUGCGGUAUUAUCCGUCUAAAGAAACUUAGCAUCACCUACUGUAAGGAUCUGUCUGUGCUGCCUCAGGAAUUUGCAAAGUUGGUAAACUUGGAAGUGCUGAGGCUUCGUUCUUGUAAGAGAUUGCGACAGUUGCCAGGCUUGAUUGGGAGCGUUCAGAAGUUGAGCAUUCUUGAUAUUUCCUACUGCUCUUGUGUUGGGAAAUUACCUGAAGAAAUUGGUGAAUUGAUUAACCUAAGCAAGCUCUACAUGACAGCAUGCCCAGUUACAAAAUUGCCGGACUCGAUGAGAAAUCUUGAGCACUUGAAAUUUGCAGAAUGCGACAACCAGGUAGCCCAACUGUUGAAAUCUUUUAGACUUCCAAACCUGAUCAUAAAGAUAAAAUACUGAUCAUGGGCUCUUCAUCCGGCUGUGAGCAUCGAUCCUUUUGCUAAGGUUUUUAUUGUCUGAAACAGGAGAUUGGACGACUAUCUUAUAGAUUUAGAGUGUCUUUGGAAUUGCUGUUCGGUGAUUAAAAAACAGAUUUGAAUUUUUUUUUUUAAUUUAAUACAUAAUUCUUUUUAAUUUUUUAUAAA
This is a messenger RNA of Ricinus communis (castor bean), 3032 nucleotides long. Its product is annotated as probable disease resistance protein At5g66900. NCBI's taxonomy places the organism in Eukaryota, Viridiplantae, Streptophyta, Magnoliopsida, Malpighiales, Euphorbiaceae. The transcript has 8 exons. The coding region runs from base 127 to 2847 and encodes 906 amino acids. Gene Ontology annotation, biological process: defense response to fungus. The record is from RefSeq and is a predicted model, not a curated record. Gene Ontology annotation, molecular function: ADP binding.